Molecule: messenger RNA, 1098 nt
Organism: Geodia barretti
Lineage: Eukaryota; Metazoa; Porifera; Demospongiae; Tetractinellida; Geodiidae
Source: the annotation of a GenBank genome assembly
AUGUGGUGCCCACACCUUUAUCUGCUCUUCAAUGCCAGGAUGAGCCAUUUCCGGAGAAUGAUGUUCCAACAUGUGGUCAACGGUGUGGUAAGAAACUACCUUGCUCUACUCAAGGAACAGGAAAUGGCACAUUUGUGCAAUAAGAAGUGUAUGAAACGUCUUCCUUGUGGUAACCAUGAUUGUGACCAACCCUGCCACAGUGGAGACUGUAAAGAAUGUACUAAAACAAGUAUAAAAAAGCUCUCAUGUGACUGUGGUGAGGAAGUGAGAGGACAGUGUGGAGCUAUAACACCAGAAUGCAAGAAACGAUGUGCACGAGUACAUGCUUGUGCCCACGAAGUGACCCAUACAUGUCAUAAUAAAGAAACAUGUCCUCCAUGUUAUGCCCAAGUACAGAGAACGUGUGUUGGUGGACAUGAUACAAGCACUGUCUAUUGUUAUGAAGAUAAAAUCACAUGCAAUGUGAUGUGUGGAAAACCACUCCCAUGUGGACAUGAGUGUCAAGAAGAGUGUCAUGAUGGUAUUUGCAAGAAGGAAUGCAAACAGCCCUGUCUAAUUAAAUGCAAAAAUGGCAGCCAUAAUUGUGUUGCUACUUGUCAUUAUCCACAUAAAUGCCCUUCUUGCAAAGUGAGAAACAUUUAUUUGAAAUGUAAGUGUGGUAAUAAAGAACAACGGGCACUUGCUCUUUGUACAAGCAAUGGAAAGACACUACAAUGUGGCACAGGGUGCACUGCACAAGUGGACUCUACUCAACCCAGGAGGGGUCCUGGUGUGGAUUUCGAAGAUUGGGUGAUUGUACAAUUGCAAUCAUUCAUUGAAAAAGCUAAGAAGGGACUAAUUCCACCAGAGUAUAAAUUCAAAACUACUUCAAGCUACAACAGAAGGAUCAUUCAUCUUCAAGCAGAAAAACAUGGAUGUACAAGUGAAAGCUUUGACGUUGAACCAAAUCGUUACACAAUGGUUUAUUACAAGAAGUAGAAGCAAAGCAACCCACCUAGAUGUAUAAGUUGUGCUGUACAUUGUGUAACAUACUGAAAGGUACUUAGCUAUUAUCUGUAGUUACAAGAUUAAUUCAAUAUGUCUCUACACGUGGUCAAA